This is a messenger RNA of Mollisia scopiformis, 1662 nucleotides long. RefSeq lists its product as uncharacterized. The record is from RefSeq and is a predicted model, not a curated record. The coding region runs from base 1 to 1662 and encodes 553 amino acids. NCBI's taxonomy places the organism in Eukaryota, Fungi, Ascomycota, Leotiomycetes, Helotiales, Mollisiaceae. The transcript is spliced from 2 exons.
AUGGAGAGUCCCUCAUCUGGGCAACGGCCUGCCUCAGACAUCUCGCACAAUGUAGGAGACAUAAUUUCUCCUAUAGAGAGUCCCUCGUCUGGGUCCGAGAAAAAAGCAUCCUUCAAUGUACACAUCGAACAAUUGACGGACCAUCACGAAUUUGUGAAAUGGGGCGUCAAGUGGCAGAAGCAACCAACAUACAUGCUACUGUUCGCACUAGGUGGACUCGUAUUAGCUGUCAGUCAUCAUGCAUUCUAUUCGGCUCUUCAUGGACAGCUCGCUGGUACAAAUUCAAAGCAGCAGUGGGCACACAACAUUGGUAAUAUCUUUGCGGUGUUGGUGGUGGCUAUGUUCCAUACUGCAAAUAUUCGAGCGUAUGAUCAGUAUCUUUGGUCGACGGUACGAGGGAGAGCGUUCAGUGUUGCGAAUCUAGACCGUAUCUUUUCUCUUACUUCCGAUCCGACAAGCUUCUUCAGCCUUGAGAUCAUGCGCAAGGCACCUGUGACUGUCCUGUUAGCACUUGCUUGCUGGAUCAUGGCUUUGGCAGGUGUUCUUCCACCUGGAACACUCACUGUCGUUCCCGGGAUUGUCAAAGAGAAACAGAAUAGAUCAAUGCCGAGCCUGAACUGGACCUCUGAUUCUUGGCUACCAGACCCUUUGUUUUACAAUUUCAGUGGCGGUGCAGACUGGCAGACCCCAACGUCCUUAGUCCUUACGAAGACUGCACAAGUUGCGGAGACAAUGGACCUACUUCCACUCGAUCCGCCCGCGAUCAAUUCAUCAUACAUGAUGCCUAUUCGGGGUCCAUACAUUCAAUGCGAGCCUGCUAACAGUAGCGAGUUGAUAUUCUUCAACUUCUACAAUAACUUGUUGGUUGAAGGCGGGAUAUACAGCGAGACCACCCAAGGUUCCAUGCCCAUUAACAUAUCCGUCAAUGACACAGCUCCUGUCAUGCUCUUCUUUUCAGCUUUUGACUUGACAAUGGCGGCUGAUUGGCAACCUGACAGAUCUUACGAUUAUGUCAACGCAGACAUCUAUAAUGAUUGGGUCGUUCCAAUACCUCCAGACUUUCUGGACAGUUACGGCUACAUGGCCCAUGGCAGUAAACCCAUCGCAAACUCUUCGGUGUACAAUUUUACUGCGCAAAUGGUCCCGAGACAACUUUUUGUGCAAACUUCCGAGACUAGCUUUGUGUGUACACUUGGGAACGGCACACGGGACGUAUAUUUUGACUUCAGCAAUGGAGAUCAGACUAUCACUUACGGAGAUCUUCAGGAAUUCGAACCCUUAUUCGUUCCGAUCUACGGACUUCCCGAGUAUACUUCUGCUGGGCCGAUACUACCUACCAAUUUGGGAAUGUUUCCAUAUGUGGCUGUCUACACUUCGCUGACGAGUAUGUUGAGUGGUAACCUGACAGUAGACGCAGUCUCAGUCUUAACAAAGGCUCUGGACUGGCAAAUAUGGGACACCUCAAGUAGGAUCAUCAAUACCGGCUUAGAGACGUGCGACGACUUUACUCUGAGCUCCUUCAAUCUCCAUCCAGUGAUCGUCAACCAAACUUAUGUAGACCCGGACUCAAACGCUACCACUAUGCCUGUGGGUCGAAUGAACGCUACAUUUGAAGGAGGAUUCAAACCAGCUCCUUGGAAAUGCCGCAAUGGGACCCUAUAG